This is a messenger RNA of Drosophila albomicans, 1337 nucleotides long. RefSeq lists its product as uncharacterized. The transcript is spliced from 4 exons. The record is from RefSeq and is a predicted model, not a curated record. NCBI's taxonomy places the organism in Eukaryota, Metazoa, Arthropoda, Insecta, Diptera, Drosophilidae. Bases 145 to 1170 code for a protein of 341 amino acids.
CGCAACGACAACGGUUCACAUUCCGGCGUUUCCGUUCCAAAACGCACUUCUCGUCUAUAUUUAGUAGUAGUAGAGCGUUAGUUCAGUUAAUCACGCUCCUCGAAUUUAAUUCAUACGAGUGCCCGGGGUGAAUGCAAUUUUAAGAUGUUUUCGAAACGCUGCUGCAAAAUGUUGCAACUGUUGCUGUUGCUGCUGCUGUCAAUGUGCCACUGGAGCAGCGCCAAAUUGCCGUCCAGCAUAACACCCUGCGCACGUGACGAUCCGCAGCUGGAGCGUUGCAUUAUAAAUGCCGUCUACCAGGUGAGACCGCUGCUGGUGCAUGGCGACUUGGGAGAUGGCUAUCGAACACCGCCGCUGGAGCCGCUGCAGCUGGACAACAUUGAGCUGGGAAGCAGCAGUCAGUUCCAGGCCGUAUUCAUGGAUCUGUACGCCCGCGGAGGCAGCAACUUUACCAUCGAUCGUAUUAUCGCCCAGCCAGAGGAUAUCUCGUAUGAUCUGUGGAUAACUUUGCCACGCAUUGUAUUCAGCGGAAAGUAUUUUAUGCGUCUUAAUCUGCUGCUGCUAGAUAUUCAGGGCAAGGGCACAAUGCGUGGAUACUGUGAGAGCGCCAAGGCAGCCGUUAAGAUGCGUGGCACUCGCUACUUGCGCAAUGGAUUGGAGUACGUCAAGUUCACCAAGAUGACUAUGCGCAUCCAGUUCAAGGACUUUAAGUUGCAGCUGGAUAAUCUAUUCAAUGGCAAUGGAGUUCUGGGUGAAGCGGGCAAUGCGCUAAUCAAUGACAAUCAGGAUCUCUAUUUGAAUGAGAUUGUGCCAGGCCUGGAGCGUGGACUCUCAAAGAAGUUUCUGGAUGUUGCCAACGAGAUUUUGGCCACAGCCACAUUUGAUGAAAUGUUUCCGCCUAGCCGCACUAUCGUUAAUCCCAUUUCCUUUCCAAAUCAUGCAUCCGGCUCUGGCUCUGGCUCUGGCACAGUGGGUCCCAACAUAUUUGAAACACCACUCGCCUCUCGUAAUCCCACUGGCGGCAUCUUGGAUCAAUUGCCACCUAGAAGCAGCAGUCAUAGCCAUAACCAGAGGCCCAAACAACCAGUGAACAAUCCAGCGGGCGGCAUUUUUGGCGAGUCGUUGCCAGGGGGAGGCAUCAUUGACCCCAGGCUAAACUUGGGCAGUUAAGAUGUAAACACAUUGUUUUUGAAUUUAUUGAGGUCUCUGCUUAAUGUCAUUUUCUAUGUAAUUUCACAACAAAAUUAUGCGGCAUUCUUUUUCGCGCAGGAGGAAGUGAAAAUCCUUUUGAAUUAAAAGAAAAUGGAAGCUAAAACAGACUUGCAAUAAAAUUAUUG